AUGUCUAUCGCGAUGGAAACGAAAGGAUUGGGCGUGAGCCAUGCGUUGCCGAUGGUUGAGAGCCCUUUCGCAGAGUUGAAGGCGAAGAUGGCCAAGUUUACGUUGAGAUUCGACGCGUUUGUCGCCAGUGGACGCGAGAAGAUCUUGAGGGAGAGAACGGAGUUUGCGAAGGGCAUUGCGGAGGAUAGAGAAACCCACAAGAACCGCACCAAACAGCUCGAGCACUACAAGACCAAACAGGAAGAGGCCCAUUCCGCGAUCGAGAAGGAGCGCCUCGAGAAAGCCGAAGUUGAAUCUUCCAUUGCGCAAUUCUCAACGAAAGAGCGUUCAAUGCGCGACUCCCUCACCCUCUUUCAACGUCAGAUUGCCGAUACCGAGUCAGCUAUUUCCAAGAGACGAGCGAUUUUAGCAGCUGAACGGGAACGACUCGCAAAACAAAAGAACAAGGACGAGCCAGAGGUAGCAUUCUUUGAGGAGCAGCUCGGCUUGCGAAUUGACCGCCUCACGCGCCGUGGAGAGGACCACAUUCGUAUUGUUUUCAAUGCAGUCAAUGAACGCGAUCCAGAGCGGGAGUACUGGGUUUUGCUGGAUUUGUCAAAGCAAGACUACGAAGUGUCAGAUAGCCACCCGAAUAUUCCGCCACAAGAUAUGGACCGGUAUGUGGCUCUCCUUAACGAGACUAGGAAUUUGAGAAUGUUCUUGGUGAAGGUGAGAGGAUGGUUUAAGAGAUACGCUGCAGCAAAUCCGUGA
This is a messenger RNA of Saitoella complicata NRRL Y-17804, 750 nucleotides long. RefSeq lists its product as uncharacterized. Gene Ontology annotation, biological process: chromosome segregation. Lineage: Eukaryota; Fungi; Ascomycota; Saitoellomycetes; Saitoellales; Saitoellaceae. The record is from RefSeq and is a predicted model, not a curated record. The transcript is spliced from 2 exons. Gene Ontology annotation, cellular component: Ndc80 complex. The coding region runs from base 1 to 750 and encodes 249 amino acids.